This is a messenger RNA of Prunus avium (sweet cherry), 1970 nucleotides long. Its product is annotated as small RNA degrading nuclease 1-like. Lineage: Eukaryota; Viridiplantae; Streptophyta; Magnoliopsida; Rosales; Rosaceae. Gene Ontology annotation, cellular component: nucleus. The record is from RefSeq and is a predicted model, not a curated record. Gene Ontology annotation, molecular function: nucleic acid binding; exonuclease activity.
AAUCAUAUUGCGAAAGUUUAAACCCUAUACGGAAAACUAAAAACCCUCGUCACCGGUUUGUCCAUCAGCCGCCCGCCACACCAACUUCGCACCGUGACUCUGUGCCUGGCAUUUGGUCCUUCACCAGAAAACUUCCAAUGGAUGCUUUUAUCGCCACUGCAGAGAAAAAGGUCCUUGUGGAAAUUGUGAAGUUGUCCCAAAAGCGGGGAAUGAAGGGUAAUAAAGGAGACUGGAAGCAGUUCUUAAAUAUUUAUGAUAAGAAGUUUGGGGCUAGCUUGAGUGAUCCCGGAAAGAGGUCAAACGAUGUAUUGACUGCGUAUUUAAAGACAUUUGAUAAAGAGGAUGACUUGAAGGUUUUGGCUAAAGUUGUCCAAUGCCAUUCAAAUCGCCAAGCAGUUGAUCAAUUGUUAAAGACUUUUCCAGAAAAUGAAUCCCCAGAGCAGAGUCUUGUCCGUUCAACUCUCGAACACCCACAAUAUCCAUUGGAUUAUUCAUUCCCUUCACAUGAACAGGACUGGGUAGUUUCAAAGCGCGGUAACAAGUCCAAGGCGACGAUUUCAAAUGGAAUGGUUGCUGUUGAUUGUGAGAUGGUUCUAUGUGAAGGUGGCUCUGAAGCUCUAGUUAAAGUGUGUGUUGUUGAUGAAAAUUUACAGGUCAAGCUAGAUGAACUAGUAAACCCUCGUAAAAAAGUUGCUGAUUACAGAACUGAGAUUACAGGAGUUUCUGCAUCAGAUUUGGAUAGAGUUACAUGUACAUUGGCUGAUAUACAGAAACGCUUGAAGAAGUUGUUAUCAGUUGAAACUAUUUUAGUGGGACACAGUUUGUGUAAUGACCUGCAAGCGUUGAAGAUAGACCAUGCAAGGGUGAUUGAUACUGCAUAUAUCUUUAAAUAUUUGGAUGGGCCUAUUUUUAGAAAACCUUCCUUGAAUAAUUUGUGCAAGUCUGUAUUGGGUUAUGAAGUCCGGAAGCCAGGUUCUCCACACAAUUGUCUAGAUGAUGCUUGUGCUGCAAUGAAACUUGUUCUUGCUAAGAUAAAGCGUGAAAUUAGCGAUAUUAUUCCCCCAGUUCAGGAGGAUGUACGUGAAGUUAAUAUGGCAAAGCUACUUCUCCACAGGAUACCAAUCACAGUGCCUAGUGAAGAAUUGCACAAUGCCAUUCCUGGGAACUAUACAAUAGAAGUCAAGCAACCAUCUGUUAAAGCUCAAGGAGAUAAAUAUUCUGCCUUUGCUAUCUUUAAGAAUCCACAAGAAGCAGAUCAAGCAUAUGAAAAAGUCCAAGGCAACAAGGAAAAGGACUCAUCUGGGCGGCCACAGAAGCUUAUUUCAUUAAAGCUCAGCAAGGGUGUAUUUACUGAUUUAUACGUUCGUAAAAUGGCACAAGAUGAUUCCUGUGCCCAAGUCUCUUCUAAGAGAGCUUUAGAAGUUGAAGAGAACUCAGGUGUACAUAAGAAACAAAAGACAGAUCAGAAUAUAGAAGAGGAGAUGGUGGCAGACUUAAGUCAGUGCUGCGACCACCUUAAAGAGAUAGAAAGAUUGAAGCAAGAACAAGAAAAGGUGUCAGAGCAGUGUUGUGAUCAUUUAAAAGAGAUUGAAGGAUUGAAGCAGCAACUUAAAAAUAAGGAAUUUGAAAUCUCGACACUGAAUAAGAUUGUUUCCAAAUACCAAGGGGGAAAGAAAAAAGGGAAGUAGACUUUUAAGUGUGGCCCGGAAUUAUUCUAAAAUUAUCCGCUGCUUUGGAAGGCAUGACAUUGCAAAUUUUUUGGCGAGCUUGUAACUCUUUAAGUGUGAUGGGCAGAUGCCAUCCAGCCACAAAAAGAACAGUUUGAAGGUCUUUUUCUGCAUUAUGGUUCCCUGUCUGACGUUCAUUGAAAAGUAUGCCAGUUUUAUGUUGGCAGCUUCAUCUGACUAAGGGAAUUUUUUCCAUGAUGCAGAAUGUUUUUUUUUUGGGGGGAAUGUAACUGGUUUAUGUAA